UUGGAUACACAUCCACACAAACAUCCCACAAACGAAAAGACAUAAUCUCUAGUUUGAGUGAACCAUGGCUAAGGGAAGAGGCAGUGCAAUGAUGGCAAUGGUGGUUCUUUGUCUAGUAGUAGUAUGCGAGGUAGCCCAGGCAGCUACUUAUGUUGUCGGCGAUGACAAUGGCUGGACGUUUAACGUCGAUGGCUGGGAAAAGGGCAAGAAUUUCAAUGCAGGCGACGUCCUUGUGUUUAAGUACGCAAAAGGAUCACAUAAUGUGGUGGCUGUGGACGAGGGAGGCUAUUAUGGAUGCGACGUAUCCCCAAGCGAGGCAAAGGUGUACACAAGUGGAAAUGACCAAAUUACCCUUGUGAAGGGUAAUAACAGCUUCAUUUGUAGUUUCUCUGAUCACUGUAAUAGUGGCAUGAGGCUUUUAAUCUCUGCAUCUUAAACAACAAGAUAAUAGUAUUUGACUUUGAGUUAUGGAAUAAUGUGUUUCUUGCC
This is a messenger RNA of Helianthus annuus (common sunflower), 489 nucleotides long. Its product is annotated as basic blue protein. The coding region runs from base 65 to 436 and encodes 123 amino acids. NCBI's taxonomy places the organism in Eukaryota, Viridiplantae, Streptophyta, Magnoliopsida, Asterales, Asteraceae. The record is from RefSeq and is a predicted model, not a curated record. The transcript has 2 exons. Gene Ontology annotation, molecular function: electron transfer activity. Gene Ontology annotation, cellular component: plasma membrane.